UCUGUCGCAGCCGCUGAAAUCAAUAUAUAUACGCGUUAAGUAUCUUCUUGGUACGAUCUGGUUCACAGAAACACAGGAAGGAGAGGAGGCCGCCUGACACUUCUCUCAUUCACGCACCCAUCUCACGUCACUUCCUCUCCCUCCAUCUAUGGCUUCCCUUCUGUGCUUUUGACCUCAUGUAGUUCAAUCUCUUCUCUUACUUUGCAGUUUCAGAAAACUUUUCUGCUUCCUUCUCUCAAUCAAUCUCUAUAAAUGGCUGAUAUUUUUCGAUUACCAUCUUUUCACUCGCUUCGUUUCUCUUCUUCUCUGCUCACCUCCUUCUCCUCUACCUUCAAUUAUCUUCAACCCGCUCUCCCACCUAAUCAGAAUUACAGCAAUUCAGAUAAGAAGAUUUACCCUUUAGUAUAUUCUUCUGCUGGUGGUGUUUCUCGCUUCGCUCCCAUGCCCAGGAAGCAAUUGCUUUCUUUAAAGGUGCAUGCCGCAAUUGCUGAAACUGACCAGCCAAAAUGGUGGGAGAAGAAUGCAGGACCAAAUAUGAUUGACAUUCAUUCUACACAAGAAUUUUUGAGUGCCUUAAGUCAAGCAGGAGAUAGAUUAGUUAUUGUUGAAUUUUAUGGAACUUGGUGUGCAUCUUGCCGUGCCUUAUUUCCCAAGCUCUGUAGAACGGCAGAAGAACAUCCAGAGAUUUUGUUUCUUAAAGUGAACUUUGACGAAAACAAGCCUAUGUGCAAAAGUUUGAAUGUUAAAGUGCUUCCUUACUUUCACUUCUAUCGUGGUGCUCAUGGACAAUUGGAAUCCUUUUCAUGUUCACUUGCUAAGUUUCAAAAAAUUAAGGAUGCAAUUGCAAUGCAUAGCACAGCCGAAUGCGGCAACGGUCCGGCGAAGAGUGUUGGGGAACUUACUCUAGAAUCUGUGUCUACUCCAAAAGACAAGCCAGCAGGAUCAGCAUGAAAAUAGGAAUAUUAAUUUAAGCAUUUGUCUAUAUAACAAUGAGUUGUGGUGUAUGUUGCUUAGAUAUUCAAUGUUAUUCUGUAUAUUUUCACUUUUCUUUUGUAGAAGAGUGUAAGCAAUAGUUGUCAUCCUACUUCCAUUCUUUGGCGGUCUUCUUCUCUGUGAUGUUUGUAACUUUACUGGAAAUGAAAUUUCACAUCUCCCAUGUUUUUGGUAA
Molecule: messenger RNA, 1168 nt
Organism: Manihot esculenta (cassava)
Lineage: Eukaryota; Viridiplantae; Streptophyta; Magnoliopsida; Malpighiales; Euphorbiaceae
Product: thioredoxin-like 2, chloroplastic
Exons: 4
Coding region: 253-951 (232 amino acids)
Biological process (GO): cell redox homeostasis
Source: RefSeq, a predicted model, not a curated record